This is a messenger RNA of Populus nigra (black poplar), 3159 nucleotides long. RefSeq names its product disease resistance protein RPV1-like. The annotation marks the transcript as partial. NCBI's taxonomy places the organism in Eukaryota, Viridiplantae, Streptophyta, Magnoliopsida, Malpighiales, Salicaceae. Gene Ontology annotation, molecular function: ADP binding; protein binding. Gene Ontology annotation, biological process: defense response; signal transduction. The record is from RefSeq and is a predicted model, not a curated record. The transcript is spliced from 6 exons.
AUGACAGAGCCAGAGUCUUCUCGAUCGAGACCAGAAGGGGCCUAUGAUGUCUUCUUGAGUUUUAAAGGAGAAGAUACUCGCAAGACAUUUACAGAUCAUCUCUAUACUGCCUUAGUCCAAGCAGGAAUCCACACUUUUCGAGAUGAUGAUGAACUUCCGAGGGGAGAAGAAAUCCCCGAUCAUCUCCUCAGGGCAAUUCAAGAAUCAAAGAUAUCCAUAGUUGUUUUCUCAAAAGGAUAUGCUUCUUCUAGAUGGUGUCUCAAUGAACUUGUAGAGAUUCUUAAGUGCAAAAAUGGGAAAACGGGUCAGAUUGUUCUUCCUAUAUUUUAUGACAUUGAUCCUUCAGAUGUGAGAAAACAGAAUGACAGUUUUGCAGAAGCAUAUAUUAAACAUGAAAAGCGUUUUGAAGAGAAGUUGGUGAAGGAGUGGAGAAAAGCUCUUGAGGAGGCUGGAAAUCUAUCUGGAUGGAAUCUCGAUGAUAUGGCAAAUGGGCAUGAAGCAAAAUUUAUCAAAGAGAUUAUCAAGGAUGUGUUGAAUAAAUUAGAUCCCAGGUACUUAUAUGUUCCUGAGCACCUAGUAGGUAUGGAUCGGCGUGCUCACAAUAUUUUUUACUUUCUAAGUACUGCAAGAGAUGAUGUACGCAUUGCGGGCAUACAUGGGAUGCCAGGAAUAGGAAAGACGACUAUAGCAAAAGUCGUAUUUAAUCAACUCUGCUAUGGAUUCGAGGGAAGCUGUUUUCUUUUGAAUAUCAAUGAAACAUCAAAACAAUUUAAUGGUCUGGCUCUUUUACAAAAGCAGCUUCUUCACGAUAUUUUAAAACAGGAUGCUGCAAACAUCAAUUGUGAUGAUAGAGGAAAGGUUCUGAUCAAAGAACGACUUUGUCUCAAAAGAGUUCUUGUUGUUGCUGAUGAUGUGGCUCGUCAGGACCAGCUAAAUGCUUUGAUGGGAGAGCGAAGUUGGUUUGGUCCCGGAAGUAGAGUAAUUAUUACAACAAGAGAUUCAAAUCUUCUUCGUAAAGCGGAUCGAACAUAUCAAAUUGAAGAAUUGACAAGAGAUCAGUCCCUUCAGCUUUUCAGCUGGCAUGCCUUUAAGGACACCAAGCCAGCAGAAGAUUAUAUUGAGCUUUCGAAGAAUGUAGUUGAUUACUGUGGAGGACUUCCUUUAGCUCUCGAGGUUAUAGGAGCUUGUCUUUCCGGGGAAGAAAAAUAUAUAUGGAAAAGUGAAAUUGACAAAUUGAGAAGAAUUCCAAAACACGAUAUUCAAGGAAAGCUUAGAAUAAGUUUUGACGCACUGGACGGUGAAGAACUACAAAAUGCAUUCCUUGAUAUUGCAUGCUUCUUUAUUGAUAUAAAGAAAGAGUAUGUCGCAAAAGUGCUAGGAGCCCGUUGCGGUUACGAUCCAGAAGUUGAUUUGGAAACUCUCCGUAAAAGGUCUCUGAUUAAAGUUAAUUCCAUUGGGGAGAUAACCAUGCAUGAUCUAUUACGAGACAUGGGAAGGGAGGUCGUUCGUGAAUCGUCUCCAAAAGAACCUGGAAAGAGGACCAGAAUUUGGAAUCAAGAGGAUGCAUGGAAUGUACUUGAGCAGCAGAAGGGUACGGAUGUUGUAGAGGGUCUAGCACUCAGAGCAUCAGAAGCUAAAUCAAUUAGCGCCGGAUCAUUUGCAAAAAUGAAAAGCUUAAAUUUACUCCAAAUCAAUGGAGUACAUCUCAUCGGAUCCUUCAAAUUGCUUUCUAAAGAGUUGAUGUGGAUUUAUUGGCUUCAAUGUCCUUUGGAUUAUUUACCAUCUGAUUUUACCUUUUACAAUCUAGCUGUUCUUGAUAUGCAGUAUAGUAACCUCAAAGAACUAUGGAAGGGAGAAAAGAUUCUCAAUAAGCUAAAAAUCAUUAAUCUCAGUCAUUCUCAGAAUCUUAUUAAAACACCAAACUUGCACAGUUCAAGUCUAGAGAAACUAAUUCUAGAAGGUUGCUCGAGUUUAGUUGAGGUAUGUUGGAGUCUGAAGAUUCUUCCUGAAAGCAUUGGCAAUGUAAAGUCUCUUGAGAGUUUGAAUAUUUCUGGAUGUUCACAACUUGAGAAAUUACCAGAACGCAUGGGUGAUAUGGAAUUCUUAACUGAGCUGCUAGCGGAUGAGAUUGAAAAUGAGCAAUUUCUCUCUUUAAUUGGACAAUUAAAGUAUGUCAGAAGGUUAUCAUUGUGUGGAUACAGUUUCCGCCAGGACUCACCAUCACCUAUAUCCUGGGUUUCCCAAAUUUCAUCAUGGCUUUCACCGUCGUCUACAUCAAUUUCUUCUUUUAUUUCAGCUUUCGUCGAUUGGAGAUCAGUGAAAAGUCUUAAACUUCCUGAUGGUGGUUUGUCUGAUCGCGCAACUAACCGUGUUGAUUUUAGAGGUUUGUCCGCUCUAGAAGUAUUGGAUCUAUCAGGAAACAAAUUAUCUAGCCUGCCUUAUGGGAUCGGCUUCCUUGCCAAGCUAGAGACAUUGAUUGUUCAGGGAUGCAAAUAUCUUGUAUCAAUCCUAGAUCUUCCCUCAAAUUUAGACCAUUUGAUUGCGAAUGGUUGCAGAUCAUUGGAAAGAGCAUUGUGCAGCGGUCGUUGCCGGUAUUUUAUUUACUCAAUUCCUGGUGAGAUGCCAAAUUGGUUGAGCCACCUUGGAGAAGGAUGUUCAUUGUCAUUCCAUAUACCUCCAGUCUUCCAAGGCUUAGUUGUUUGGUUUGUCUGUUCACUUGAGAAGGAAGAUUAUUAUUACUUACAGACUGACAUUAUUAUUAUUAUAAGAAAUAAAAGCAACGGUAUUCAAUUGUUUGAAGAUGAUCGAACACCAGAAACUGGGGGAUUGAUGAGAUACUUAAGUAGAAGUGAAAUGGCAAUGGAAGAUUACCGUGGAGAUGACGGAUUGGAACUAUACAUAUAUUCAGAGCCAACAAAGAUUAAAGAAUGUGGGGUCCAUGUGAUCGCAAGGAAAUCAGAUUCAUUUGAAGAGUCAGAAGUGGGAAGAGAUACGGUGAUGCCUUCACCACCGCCAUAUCAUCUGCUUCCUCAUCCCCUUUGUGGUUCAAUUACAGCGUCUACACCUAAGCAAUGGAGUGACUAUUUAUUUCCGAAGCUGCAAAAACAUAACCUCCAUUUAAGGCUUGAUGGUAAAAACAAAUAUUUCCUUAUUUUAUUC